This is a messenger RNA of Symbiodinium pilosum, 235 nucleotides long. The record is from the annotation of a GenBank genome assembly. Lineage: Eukaryota; Dinophyceae; Suessiales; Symbiodiniaceae.
GCCUUCCCACCGUUGGUGCAGCCACCAGAGGAUCGAUCACCGGUGCUAUGGCAGCCGCGCACCCCGAUGUCCGUGAAGAAGCUCUACGUAACCUUCAAUCAAUACGCCAACAAUACCCGGAACACCCGGGAUUCGCGGUGGAACCUGUGGACGAAGCUGGCUCAGCAAUGGGGCCUCCCGCCUCUCCCCAUCACGACCGACCUUGUCAACGCCAUCGGGGCCAGCUUGAAACAAG